AUGUCACAAGGUACUUUAUAUGUUAUGGAUCAAUCCCCAAGAUCGUUUGUCUUGGAAGAUAUUGUCAAACACUACAAAUUAGAUGUUAAAAUCACCACUGAAAAAGAUGCUGCUUACAAUGCCAAAUUCCCAUUAGGUAAAACCCCAGCCUUCAUUGGCUCAAAAGGAUACGCCUUAACUGAAACAAUUGCUAUUGCCAGUUACUUCUUCUCAUUGGUUCCAAAAGAAAAAUUGGGUGGUUUGUUGGGCAAGAAUGGUCAACAAUAUGCUGCUAUUAUUAAAUAUGUUUCAUUGUUUAAUCAAGAAUGGAUUGAUACUGUUGCUCCUGGAUUCAAGAUGGCCAUUGGUAAAUUGCCAUUCAACAAAAAGAUCAGUGAUGAAAAUUUGGCUAAAUUGGAUAUCUUGGGUAAGAUCUUGGAAACUAGAUUGUCUGAUUUCACUUAUUUGGUUGGUGAAAGAUUAACCUAUGCUGAUUUGUUUGUUGCUGCUGCUUUAACUUUUGGUUUAUCAACUAUUGUUGGUGCUCCAUUCUUGAAGAGAUUCCCUCAUGUUGCUAGAUGGUUCAAUACUGUUUCUAAGGCUCCAUUCUGGGAAGGUAGAUUGGGUUCAUACAAGCCAGCUGAUCCACCAUUGGCUUUCACUCCACCAAAGAAGGAAAAGAAGGAAAAAGCCCCUGCUUCUGCCGCCGCUCCAGCUAAGAAAGAAGCUGCUCCAAAAGCCGCUGCUGCUGAUGAACCAGCUCCAUCGGCUCCAAAACCAAAACAUCCAUUGGAAGCUUUAGGUAAA
Molecule: messenger RNA, 786 nt
Organism: Lodderomyces orthopsilosis Co 90-125
Lineage: Eukaryota; Fungi; Ascomycota; Pichiomycetes; Serinales; Debaryomycetaceae
Gene: CAM1-1
Product: Cam1-1p
Exons: 1
Biological process (GO): translational elongation
Cellular component (GO): nucleus; cytoplasm
Source: RefSeq, a predicted model, not a curated record